AUGGCCUUGGAUGGCCACGCUUUACAACAUAUUCAAGUGGAAAACGUUAUUGACUAUGCUCAGUACAUCAGCCAUGUGGCAAACUUGGACGGUGGGCUGCAGGGCCUCCAGGGACUUCAUGGGCUGCAGUCACUUCCUGAUGGCACCACCGUGGCCUUCAUUGACCCCUCAGUCUUUGACCCCAGUCAGCUGUUUGACUCAGGGGCAAUUGAGAUCCACCACAGCCUGCCAGAUGGCACAGUGGACCUACAGAAUUGUCAUCAAGUGAUUCUAGAGCAGCCUGUUAUUGAGCAGAUUGGGGUGCAGGCAGCUACCUUGGAGACACUUGAUGUCAAACCACCGAUUGGGAAGGGCCCCUUUAACUGUACUUUGUGUGAGAAAGUGUUUAACAAAUGGAACCAGCUACAGCGACAUCUGAAGUCACAUGAUGAAGACAAACCAUUCAGGUGUAACCAGUGUCCCAUGUCCUACAACAUUGAGGACAACCUGCUGCUCCAUCAAGCCACCCAUGUGGGGCCAGAUCGUGACCCAGUGUGUCCCGAAUGUGGGAAGAAGUUCUCACGGGUUGCAAGUCUCAAAGCCCACAUCAUGAUGCAUGAAAAGGAAGAGAAUUUAAUGUGUGCUGAAUGUGGCGAUGAAUUUAGUGUGCAGCACCAGCUGGACAGGCAUCUCCUGGAGCACAGGCAAGAGAGUGAUGGGGCCAGGACCUUCCAGUGUCGACAGUGUCACCAGGAGUACAACAAGAUGUCCACACUGAAGGAACACAUGAAGCAACAUUAUAAGGUCAAGGCAUCACUACACCAUCGGAACUAUAAACGCAAUGUGGACAGAACUGGCUUCUUCCACAAGUGUCAGCACUGCAACAAGACCUUCCAGAAGCCCAGUCAGUUGGAGCGACAUGAGCGGAUACACACUGGUGAGCGCCCAUUUGAGUGCUACAUUUGUCAGAGAACUUUCAACCAAAAGGGGGCGCUACAGAUGCACAUGACCAAACACACAGGAGCUCGUCCACACAUGUGUAACUUUUGUCCCAUGACCUUUGCUCAGAAAGGGAAUCUAAGAUCUCAUGUACAGCGAGUGCACACCUUGAACAAGGAGGAACAUGGUCAGAUAUAUGAAUGUGAUGAGUGCAGCUGUAUGUUCCGCAGGCUGGGAUCAUUGAACGCUCACAUCAGUCGAGCUCAUGCUGAUCCUGGGGAAUGUGAUCAGACCACAGUCCAGGACAUAAAGGUCUCCCUGCAGCACCCUCUACACCAGUUGACAGAAAUCAGUGAUGCCUCUGUGAUGCAAGAUGUUCUGGGCCUGGAUCAUGUCGGUGGAGGCAAUGAUCUCACUGGAUCUUCACUGGUUGAUGUCCAGGUCAUUCAUGGAUCUCUGGAUCAGGGAACCUCAGACAUCCUGCAGCAAGCUCUAGAGAACAGUGGCCUGCCCAGCACAGUUGAUGACCAGGAGAGCUACUCUAAACAGGUGGGGACUGUCAGCAGUGCCUCUGUGAGAAGCUCCACUUCCGCCACCUGUACUACAACAGCCAGAGGUCAUAUGUCACGCCUGGGCACCAUGGCCGUCCAUGACUCAGCAACUGGUUUGUUGAAACGACAUUAUAUCCGCAAGGUAAAUGGCAUCCGGUGGCAUCAAUGUACAUACUGCACCAAGGAGUUUAAAAAGCCCAGUGAUUUGGUGCGACACAUACGUAUACACACACAUGAGAAGCCCUACAAAUGUACCCAGUGUUUCCGAGCAUUUGCUGUCAAGAGUACCCUCACGGCCCACAUCAAAACUCAUUCAGGGUUGAAGGAGUAUCGGUGUGAUGUCUGCGGCAAGAUGUUCUCUACCCAAGGAAGUCUCAAAGUACAUCUCCGCCUCCACACAGGAGAGAAGCCAUUCCGCUGCAACAUCUGUCAACGAUCGUUUGUAUCCAGUGGAGUGUUGAAAGCCCACUCCCGGACACACUCGGGGGAGAAGACCCACAAGUGCCUGGUCUGUGAUGCCUUGUUUACCACAGGCGGCAGCUUGAAGAGACACAUGUCCACACACAGCGAGGUCCGCCCCUUCAUGUGUCCCUACUGCCAAAAGACUUUCAAGACCUCCGUCAACUGCAAGAAACACAUGAAAACGCAUCGGCAUGAGCUAGCCAUGCAGCAUUAUGAAACUAUCAAGGAAGGAGAUGGCGGGGCAGGUGCAGCCGAUGGGGGUGAGGGGAGAGGAGAUGAGGAUGGGGAGAUGGUGGAAGUGGAUGGACUGACAGGGUCACAGACACUGGCUGACCUGGAUGUGCUGCAGGAGCAGGUUAUUUCCCACACCACCACUGUCAACCACUCGGAUCUACAGGUGGUGGAGAUGAGCCAGGCAGAUCUGCAGGCAGUCAGUGCCGCCUCAGACUCACUGGCUGUUGAAGCUGGCCUGCAGCAAGCCUUUGGGCAAGGGAUGUUUGGACACAAUUUCACACUGGUAAACCAACAGAGAUAUAUUGAGUUGACUGACCAGGGCUCGGCUCAGGAAGACAAACAUGGCGGGGACGAUGUGGUCAGGGUUCAACUAGAGGGACAGCUGGAUUCACAGACAAACUCAUCACUGCCUCAGUCGGUUGGUGGUCAAGUCAGCACACAGUUCACCUAUCAGCCCCAGAAUUGGAAGUCCAGCCUGGAGGUCAGUACAGCACUGGGCAGUGGCUUCGAGCAGCAGCAGGCUACAACCAUCCAUGUCAU
Molecule: messenger RNA, 2705 nt
Organism: Candidula unifasciata
Lineage: Eukaryota; Metazoa; Mollusca; Gastropoda; Stylommatophora; Geomitridae
Source: the annotation of a GenBank genome assembly